Molecule: messenger RNA, 456 nt
Organism: Alternaria conjuncta
Lineage: Eukaryota; Fungi; Ascomycota; Dothideomycetes; Pleosporales; Pleosporaceae
Exons: 2
Coding region: 1-456 (151 amino acids)
Source: RefSeq, a predicted model, not a curated record
AUGGGCAACCCAUUCUCGCUCUUCCACGCGACGCUCCAGUCUAGCAAACGCGGCAAUACUGCCAAAGCCCGCCUACCCACACGCGCGCACCGACACGCCUGGGACGACUGGGACAGCGACAACGAUGACGCCGAUAGAGCGGGUCUCGCGAGCUGGAUGGGCCGGCGCAAAACCAAGGGUCGAGGUAGUGGGCCCAGGGAAGGCAAAGGCAGUAUGGACAGCACCGAGAGCGACAACGACGCCACGAGGCCCAGUCUGUGUCUGAGAGAGACACCCAAGAAGGCAAAGAAGAGCAUGAACAUUAGUAAAGAAGAUCAAGGUUUGGAGCGCGCUAGGAUUGAAGCUGCGGAGAAUGCGAGGGCAAGGCGGCGGGACGCGGAACAGAAGCUGGCGAAGAAGAAACCGAGUGGGUUUAUCAGGGCGAUUACCUGUGGGAAGAGCGAUACUGAUGGGUAA